This is a messenger RNA of Xenopus laevis (African clawed frog), 582 nucleotides long. RefSeq names its product syndecan 4 S homeolog (gene sdc4.S). Gene Ontology annotation, biological process: cell migration. The record is from RefSeq and is marked provisional. NCBI's taxonomy places the organism in Eukaryota, Metazoa, Chordata, Amphibia, Anura, Pipidae. Gene Ontology annotation, cellular component: cell surface; membrane.
AUGAGUCCGACCCUGAUGUUUGUGCUGCUCCUGUGCGGGGUCGCCGCCGAGUCGAUAAGAGAGACUGAGACCAUGGACCCCACGAGUAUGCUUGAAUAUGAAUCUUCAGGGUCUUUCCCUGAUGAGGUCUUUGAUGAUGAUGAGAUUGAUGAGGACGACGACUAUGCUAUCGAUGAAGAUGAUGAAGAUUACUCUGGUUCAGGUACUGACAAAUUUGACAUUGACGAUAAUGAUGAAGAUGAGGAGGAGGAGGAAACGGCUACUUUGGGCAACCAAAUUCCUGAACUUGAUUUCGACCAAACUAAGACCGGCAGAAAAAUCGAGACCAACGAGAUCGACAAUGAAAUCUGGUCUCCUACCAAGCCCAAAAUUUUGGAGCCAUCCAAUGAGAUCUCCAUGGCCAGCACAGGGUCGGAAGGAUUCUUCCAGAGAACAGAAGUUAUUGUUGCAAUCGUUGCCGGCACGUUGGUUGGCCUGGUCGUUGCAAUCUCCUUCAUUGUAUUCUUAGUAAUACGGAGAAACCAAAACGGGGAUCUGGUCAAGAAACCCAUCUACAAGAAAACAUCAACAAUGGAAGUAUAG